Molecule: messenger RNA, 1698 nt
Organism: Diplodia corticola
Lineage: Eukaryota; Fungi; Ascomycota; Dothideomycetes; Botryosphaeriales; Botryosphaeriaceae
Product: mfs multidrug
Exons: 3
Coding region: 1-1698 (565 amino acids)
Biological process (GO): transmembrane transport
Molecular function (GO): transmembrane transporter activity
Source: RefSeq, a predicted model, not a curated record
AUGGCGAGCCCCGAGAUCGAGCUGCCUCGUUCGUCAGCCUCCGUCCUCGACUCCGGAAAUGCCGCGGAAAUAAGCGACCCUAUAGCCUCGGACGCGGAAAAGGACGUGGACAAGACCUCUAGAAGGUCUACCUUGGACGGCACCUCAGAAACCCCCAUCGUGUGGCACUAUCUCACCUUCGAGACCGACCUACCCCACCCCUCGAGUCUGCAGCCCCCCUGUGCCGGUGCUGCGCCACCACCCGAGUGCCCGAACCUCAAGAAAUAUGGGAACCCCUUUGACUGGUCGCCUAAACGCAAGUCCAUCAUCCUCUGGUUGUCAUGCAUCGCCACCGCCAUGACGGCCUACACCGCAGGCUCCUACAGCCCCGGCGUAGGCCAAAUGUCCGAGGAGUGGCAUGUGAGCCGCGUUGCUUGCCUCGUGGGCAUCACCAUCUUCACCUGCGGCUUUGCCGUCGCUCCCAUGGCCCUGGCACCUUUCUCCGAGAUCAACGGCCGGAAACCGGUCUUCUUGGCUUGCGGCAUCCUCUUCGUCGUCUGCCAGCUAUGCUGCGCCGUCACCCGACUCUAUGGCGGAAUGCUCAUCGCCCGGUUCUUUGCAGGGAUAGGCGGAAGCACCUUCUCCACCAUGGUCGGCGGCGUCGUCAGUGACAUCUACCAUGCCGCAGAUCGCAACACUCCCAUGGCCAUGUUCUCUGGCGCUGCAUUGCUCGGGACAGGGCUCGGGCCUCUAACAUGCGGCUGGGUUGCAGAAUAUAUAAACUGGCGGUGGAUCUUCUACAUCCAGACAAUUGUUGACACGGUACUGAUGGUUGUCGUGUGCAUCUGUUUCAAGGAGACGCGUGGAAGCGUGUUGCUGAGCCGCAAGGCACAAGCACUGAACAAGUGGUAUGAAGCACGAGAGGAAGCAGGCUACUUUAACUUCGACAUGCCUUCGGAGCCGGGUGCACAGAAAAUGGCAUCCCAGCGCAUCAGGUGGAAAGUCAAGUCAGACGAGGAACGCGCCGAUUUGAUGACCAUGAUCACCAUCUCGCUGUACCGACCAUUCCAUCUUUUGCUUACCGAGCCAGUCGUCUUCUUCUUCUCGCUCUGGGUCUCAUUCAGCUGGGCCAUCCUCUACCUCACCCUUGGCGCCAUUCCUCUGGUGUUUGAGGCUCGAUACAACAUGUCACUCGGCCAAGCCAACUCCAUCUUCGCAGUCAUGGUCGUGUUCGCCAUCCUUGCUGUCCUGCUCAGCGUGUUCCAAGAAAACUGGGCGCGUCGCAACGGGAAGCUCGUAGACAACCCCGAGGGCCGCCUUUACUUUGCUUGCGUCGAGAGUGUGCUCAUGCCCAUCGGCCUUUUCAUGUUCGGCUGGACGUGUGCCAGCUCCGUCCACUGGAUAGUCCCAACCAUUGCCAUCGGCCUGGCCACGGUUGGCAUCUUCACCAUUUACCUCGCUACGUUCAACUACCUUGCCGACGUCUACCACCGCUAUGCGAGCUCCGCGCUUGCCGCACAAUCUUUCUGCCGCAACAUGCUGGGCGGCGCGUUUCCACUCAUCACCGCCCAAAUGUAUCACAAACUGACCUUCGGCGGCGCAUCCAGUCUGCUCGGCGGCAUCGGCGCCGUGCUCACCAUCGUGCCCUGGGUCCUUGUCUUUUACGGCCCACGCAUCCGCCAGAGGAGCAAAUUCGCGAGCGAGAUCAUGAAGAAUUGA